GUCCCUUUCCUAGCCAGAUCUGAAGCAAGUCUAGUCCAGGGAGGAGAGCAGAGCGAGGGGAUGCCAGCUAAGCUGCCUUAGAAGAGCAGGAGGAGAGCAGCCAUGGGUGAGUGGGGGUUCUUGAGCUCCCUUCUGGACGCGGUGCAGGAGCACUCUCCCAUGGUGGGCCGUUUCUGGCUGGUGGUGAUGCUCAUCUUCCGCAUCCUGAUCCUGGCCACGGUGGGCAGUGACGUCUUCGACGACGAGCAGGAGGAGUUUGAGUGCAACACGCGGCAGGUUGGCUGCAAGCAGAUCUGCUACGACUUGGCCUUCCCCAUCUCCCACUACCGCUUCUGGGUCUUCCACAUUGUGGUGCUCUCCGCCCCGGCGGUCCUCUUUGUCAUCUACUCCAUGCACCAGACCACGAAGAUCAACCAGAAGGAGAUGGAAGCAGGAGAGGAGGAAGCCAGCAGGGCGGGGGGAAAGGCCCCCGCAAAAUUCGGGCCCCAACCCUGCCAGCGCAGCCAAAACAUCAAGACCUUCUACAUUGUCAAUGUGGUGGUGAGGAUCUUGGCUGAGAUGGGCUUCCUGGUCGGACAGUGGAUGUUGUACGGCUUCCAGGUGGGGUAUCAGUACAUCUGCAAGCAUCACCUGUGCCCUCACCUCAUCGACUGCUUUGUCUCUCGGCCAACCGAGAAGACCAUCUUCAUCCAGUUCUACUUCAUGGUGGGGCUGGUUUCGGCCUUGCUCAGCUUGGUGGAGCUGGCCCACCUCUUGUUCAAGAACCGCUGCAGGAGGCGCCGCACGAUUGCCCCACCCACCACUGCCUCUUACGAACAGCAGGACAACUGGUCCAAUCAGAAGCAAGAGAAAAAAUCGCAGCACUUCCUGGCCCCAGCAGAGGGAGGCGCCAAUGGGAUGCCUUCUCAUGGCGGGAUUCCCAAUCAUUAUGAGCCCAAGGCUCACUUCCACCAUAAGAGUUCCACAAAGAGCAGCCGGUCGUCCCGCUCUUCUUCGGCCAGAGCUGAUUUGACCGUGUGAUGCCAGGGAUCUCCCUCUCUCCUCUGCCUAGCUGGUUGUUCCCUGGAUGAGCUGGACUCCUCCGGCUGGAAUAAUCACACCCGUGAACUGUGUCUGCAGCCUGGCCCAAAUUAAUAUCACAGACCUGAUAUCGGAUCAUCUGUUCUAGCUUGUAAAAGAGACCUGCUCCAAUCCUUGGGGAUUCGUGCUUUGCUCUCAUGUAUUUUUCGGGGAAUUGGGGUGGGGUUGGGGCUGGCAUCUUUCAUUUAUAGUGUGUUCCAAAGGAUGCAUAGGCUUGAAACCCCUAAGAAAUGAGUCAGGAAGCUACACGAACCGGAAGGAGUGGAAGUGGGGAGACAAUGACUUUUCUGACAAUGCACAAAACUCUUGUCCAGAUGAGCAACUCCUGCUUGAAUGGGCCAAAGAUUUGGCAGCAAACCUGACUGUACAGAAGUGUGAUGCCAGAUGCAAUUGGGGAUGCUGUUGGGCUUGGGCCGAUUACUGGCAGCGGGGAGAUUGCAAUAAAAGGGAUUCCUUUUUCUUGUUAAGAUGGUGUACCAUCGAGCCACUGCAUGUUCUGAAAGAGAGAAAAGAACUCUGUUUUAGUUAAUUGAAAACAAUUAGACAAACACCAGGUACAUUGAUUUGUCUGGGGUGCAGCUCUUGAGGCCAGGAGGGUCUGUAAAUCUCUUUGUAGGAAGAAUUGAUCUGUUCAGGAGAAUGUCCCCAGGGCAUUCUGUUGAAGCAAGAGGUGAGAUA
Lacerta agilis (Sand lizard) is the source of this 1758-nucleotide messenger RNA. It is a transcript of the gene GJD3, whose product is annotated as gap junction protein delta 3. The record is from RefSeq and is a predicted model, not a curated record. Bases 103 to 1020 code for a protein of 305 amino acids. Gene Ontology annotation, biological process: cell communication. Gene Ontology annotation, cellular component: connexin complex. Lineage: Eukaryota; Metazoa; Chordata; Lepidosauria; Squamata; Lacertidae. The transcript is spliced from 2 exons.